Messenger RNA from Vitis riparia (riverbank grape), 1440 nucleotides. RefSeq names its product protein RETICULATA-RELATED 4, chloroplastic-like. The record is from RefSeq and is a predicted model, not a curated record. Lineage: Eukaryota; Viridiplantae; Streptophyta; Magnoliopsida; Vitales; Vitaceae. The transcript has 8 exons. Bases 48 to 1202 code for a protein of 384 amino acids.
CUGCCGAACUCUGAACCAAAAGAAACUCCAGACUAAUACAAACAACAAUGGCGAUCGCCGCUGGCUCCGAACCCAUCACCGCAGCCGUCAGCGGUGCCGCAUCUCUCCCAAAACUCCAUCUCCACCGUCCGUCAACUCCACCCACCAUCUCCUUCCGAACAGCCCUCAUUUUCUCCCCCAUCUCCAGCAGGUCGCCUCCCCGCCGCACUCCAGCGAUGCCGUUAUUUUCCGGCGGCGGAGGCGGUGGUAUAAAUGGAAUGGGAAACAGCGGAGGUGGAAGUGGCGGAGAUGACGAUGUAGGCGGCGGCGGCGGCCAUGAUGAUAAAAAUAACAAGAAGGCAGCGGUGUUGGUGCUGGCGGAGAUGGGGCGGUCGUUGGAGAGCGUUCCGAAAGACUUGGCGGCUGCGAUCGAGUCCGGGAAGAUUCCGGCCGCCAUUGUGGAGAAGUACUUGGAGCUGGAGAAGUCGGCGGUGUUCCGGUGGCUGCUGCAGUUCGGCGGUUUCAGAGAGCGGCUGUUGGCUGACGAUCUGUUCUUGGCCAAAGUCGCCAUGGAAUGUGGUGUCGGAAUCUUCACUAAGACUGCUGCAGAGUAUGAACGCCGCAGAGAAAAUUUCUUCAAAGAGUUGGAUUUUGUUAUCGCAGACGUUGUGAUGGCCAUAAUUGCAGAUUUCAUGCUUGUUUGGCUUCCUGCACCAACUGUUUCUCUCCGACCACCUCUUGCAGUCAGUGCGGGAGCUAUUGCUAAGUUCUUCCAUAGUUGCCCUGAAAAUGCAUUUCAGGUUGCUCUGGCUGGAACAUCAUUUUCAUUUUUACAGAGAAUAGGUGCAAUAGUGCGUAAUGGGUCGAAGCUUUUUGCUGUUGGGACCACUUCAUCUCUGGUUGGUACACUUGUAACCAAUGCCAUAAUCAAUGCAAGAAAGGCUGUCGAUUCAUCUUCUGCAGGUGAAGUUGAGGAUGUGCCUGUAUUAUCCACUAGUGUUGCUUAUGGUGUCUAUAUGGCAAUUUCCAGCAACCUCAGGUACCAAGUGGUGGCUGGUGUCGUUGAACAGCGAAUUUUGGAGCCAAUGCUACACAAACACAAGCUUCUACUGAGCGCACUCUGCUUUGCUGUCCGGACAGGCAACACAUUCCUGGGUUCAUUGUUGUGGGUGGAUUAUGCUCGUUGGGUAGGGGUUCAAAAGGUUCAGGAGGAUCAUGAGUAGUAUUAGAAGUAUAUUCUAUGUUUGGUUUGUUGUUGUGUUUUACAAGUGAAUAUUGGUUUCUCCCAUUUUCUGGCAAAUGGAUAUCUCAAUUGGAUUUGUGGGUGGUUAUGGGUUAUAGGAUAUAAUUAAUUAGGUUAAUUUCUUGGAUAUCUAUACAUAGUUGAACACUUCGUCAACAUUUUGUAGUUACAUCUUCCUUUUCUUUUUCCCAUCUCAUUCCAGCAUUGUUUUUCCCUUC